This is a messenger RNA of Topomyia yanbarensis, 2070 nucleotides long. RefSeq names its product diuretic hormone receptor-like. The coding region runs from base 384 to 1514 and encodes 376 amino acids. The record is from RefSeq and is a predicted model, not a curated record. The transcript has 13 exons. Gene Ontology annotation, biological process: cell surface receptor signaling pathway; adenylate cyclase-modulating G protein-coupled receptor signaling pathway. NCBI's taxonomy places the organism in Eukaryota, Metazoa, Arthropoda, Insecta, Diptera, Culicidae. Gene Ontology annotation, cellular component: plasma membrane. Gene Ontology annotation, molecular function: peptide hormone binding; diuretic hormone receptor activity; G protein-coupled peptide receptor activity.
GGAACCGUUUCGUACGUGAGGUGCUACAAAAGCGCAACUUAGCAAUCGUACAUCGAAUCGAAACCAUAGUGAUCAUAGUGGCGGACUACGAGGAUUUUAGCUCCUUUCCGCCGGAUCUCUUCGAAGCGUUCGAGAACAGCACCGAGGUAGAAUGCCUGCUGAAGGCCCACCUGGAUGCACAAGCCGAGACUCCAUUCGAUGGCUGUCCGGUGGAUUUUGACCGGAUCCUGUGCUGGCCGAGGACAACACGUGCUACCUGGGCGGUGCUGCCUUGCUUCGCCGAGUUCAAGGGCGUCCAUUAUGAUCCUACGCAAAAUGCCACCCGCUACUGCCACCCGAACGGCAAGUGGGACAACUACAGCCACUAUGCGGGUUGCCAUCAUAUGACCGAACCACCGCCGGAUAUAGUCGAGGUCACGUCGAUCAUCUACUACACCGGAUACAUUAUUAGCCUUGUUGCGUUAAGUCUUGCUGUGAUAGUUUUCGUCUACUUCAAGGAUUUGCGGUGCUUGCGUAAUACGAUUCAUGCGAACCUGUUCAUCACCUACAUCCUGUCGGCACUGAUGUGGAUUACGAUUCUUACGCUGCAGCUCUCCAGUAGUUCCAGCACGGGCAUGACCAGCUGUGUGAUCUUCGUUACCCUUCUGCACUACUUUACGCUGACCAACUUCUUCUGGAUGCUGGUGGAAGGUCUAUAUCUGUACAUGCUGGUAGUGGAAACAUUCUCGGGCGAUAAUCUGCGAUUCAACAUGUACGCUGCCAUCGGAUGGGGUGGUCCCGGCAUUUUCGUGGUAGUGUGGGCAAUCGCCAAGGGUAUUGCCAUCUCCGGUCAGAAUAGUGUUGCAACGCUUGAAAUCGAAUGCUCCUGGAUGCGGGAAUCGGUUGUGGACUGGAUCUUCCAGGGUCCGGUCUGUGCGGUGCUCAUCAUCAACCUAGUCUUUUUGAUACGAAUCAUGUGGGUACUAAUCACGAAACUACGUUCGGCAAACACGGUCGAAUCGCGUCAAUAUCGCAAAGCAUCGAAGGCACUGCUGGUGCUGAUCCCGCUGCUCGGCAUCACAUACCUGGUGGUGCUGGCUGCUCCUGCCGAGGGUGUUGUGAGUGACAUUUUCGCCAUCGCAAGGGCACUGCUGCUGAGCACGCAGGGCUUCUGGGUAUCGCUGUUCUACUGCUUCCUCAACUCGGAGGUCCGACUGGCGCUUCGACAUCGGCUGGAGCGCUGGCGGGACGAACGGAACAUCCGGCUGGGUCAGGUCCGCCAGCGUAGUCGCCGAUUCACCAACUCCGGCCUCUCGAAGGACUGCUCGCCUCGCUCUAGAACUGAAAGUUUCCGGCCACUAACCUACAGCAAACGGGAAAGUUGUGCCUCCUCGGCAACCACAACCACCCUACUAGGGCCUCCGGCAAGCUGUCCCAAUGCUUUGCGAAGUUCCAACGGUGCACUGCAUCUGCACGCUGCACCACCCAGGGCCGUCAGUCCACUGAUGCAGGGACUAGACGAAAAUACUGUCUGAAAUACAACGGAAUCAUUCAUUAUGUCCAAUGAAAUAGAAAAAUAAUGCUGCGCCUAUCUGUACAAUGCAUACGCCACCGUCAAAGAGGAAAAUCUGUCCCAGGCUCUGGUUCCUUCUUCCGGUUGGUGCGCUUUAUUCAAUAUACUCUUCUGUACAUAUAUAAAACAAUGUGAAAAAACCGGAGGAUUUGUUACGUAGUGUAGCUUAAAUAAUAUUGAAACUAACUAAACGAUUAAUGUUGAUAUUUUAUGUAGGACAAACAAAUGCUACGUGAACCAAGUCAGUUCCUGUUUUGUUUGAACGAAUAACGAACGAUAUUUAAAUCCAAUUGAUUCCGUACACUGUUUUGAACUAUGCUCAAAAUUGUGAAAAAGAAAAGCAAAUAUUUCCAUGACCGCAGUCUCCAAAAACAAAUAUUUAAAGUCACAAUUAAACUAUCGAAGAAAAACUCAAAUCAACCCUCUAUCGAUGUACUUAAGACGAAUUUGUAUACUCGCUGUUAUACUCUUUAUGUGCUAUCUAGCUAUUUUUGGCAAAUAAAAUUUGAUUAAAAUAA